AUGCAUCAGAUCUGGCUCUCUCUGCUGUCCGGCCUCUGCCUCCACCUGGUUUUAUUUUGCUGUGCAGAGGAAGGUCUGGAGUUCCCCAAUUUCGACGGCAGGGACCGGGUGCUGGACGUCAACGAGCGCAACUACAAGAAGGCUCUGAAGAGAUACGACCUUCUGUGCCUGUUCUACCACGAGCCGCUGCCCGCCAGCAAGGGCCUGCAGAAGAGGUUCCAGAUGACGGAGCUGGUGCUGGAGCUCACAGCUCAGGUCCUGGAGAACAGAGACAUCGGUUUUGGGAUGGUGGACUCCCAGAAGGAUGCCAAAGUAGCCAAAAAACUGGGUCUGGAGGAGGUGGGCAGCUUGUACGUCUUCAAGGACGACCGUGUCAUCGAGUUUGAUGGGGAGCUCUCAGCGGACACUCUAGUGGAGUUCCUGUUGGAUGUGCUGGAGGACCCAGUGGAAAUGCUCAACAACGCCAUGGAGCUGCGUGCCUUCGAGAGGAUGGAGGAGGACAUCCGCCUCAUUGGCUACUUCAAGGGAGAAGAUUCAUAUUACAAAGCUUUUCAGGAGGCCUCAGAGCGUUUUCAACCCUACAUCAAGUUCUUUGCUACAUUUGAUAAAUCUGUAGCCAAACAUCUCUCCCUCAAGAUGAACGAGGUGAAUUUUUACGAGCCGUUCAUGGAGGAGCCGGCCAUCCUGCCCGGCAGACCUCUGUCGGAGAUGGACAUCGUCGAGUUCGUCAACCAGCACAGAAGGGCUACUCUGAGGAAGCUCCGGGCAGAGAAUAUGUUUGAAACAUGGGAGGACGACAUGGACGGAAUACAUAUUGUGGCGUUUGCCGAGGAGGAAGAUCCAGAUGGUUAUGAGUUCCUGGAGAUCCUUAAAGACGUGGCGAGAGACAACACCAACAACCCAGAGCUCAGCAUCGUCUGGAUCGACCCUGAUGACUUCCCUCUGCUGACAACUUACUGGGAGAAAACCUUCAAGCUGGACCUGUUUAGACCUCAGAUUGGUGUGGUCAACGUCACAGAUGCGGACAGCGUCUGGCUGGACAUGUCCAACGACGAAGACCUGCCCACCCCCGAGGAGCUGGAGGACUGGAUAGAGGACGUCCUGUCGGGGAGGGUGAACACGGAGGACGACGACGAGUCCGCCGAUGACCGGGAAGACCACGAGAGCUACGUCCCAGAGGACAGCUACGAGAGUCACGACCCAGAUGAGGAAGCUGACGGUGACGACUAA
Molecule: messenger RNA, 1230 nt
Organism: Anoplopoma fimbria (sablefish)
Lineage: Eukaryota; Metazoa; Chordata; Actinopteri; Perciformes; Anoplopomatidae
Product: calsequestrin-2-like
Exons: 11
Coding region: 1-1230 (409 amino acids)
Biological process (GO): regulation of cardiac muscle contraction by regulation of the release of sequestered calcium ion
Cellular component (GO): sarcoplasmic reticulum lumen
Molecular function (GO): calcium ion binding
Source: RefSeq, a predicted model, not a curated record